Molecule: messenger RNA, 636 nt
Organism: Sphenostylis stenocarpa
Lineage: Eukaryota; Viridiplantae; Streptophyta; Magnoliopsida; Fabales; Fabaceae
Source: the annotation of a GenBank genome assembly
AUGAAUAUGGGUGUGUGUGAGAUGCAUUCUGUAUUCUGCAGCACCGCCGUCGCACCUAACCUCUCCGGUCGCCGGAGCAAAGGUCGCAACCCCAAUCAAUUACGCGCCAAAUCCUCCCUGCUCAUUCAAAAACAGGACACCCAGCUCGCAGAACCCUUCUCCGACUCCGUCUCGCGCCGCCUCAUUCUCCUUCGCCAUGCUAAGAGUUCUUGGGACAACCGCUCUCUCCGCGACCACGACCGGCCUCUGAGCAAGUCAGGGAAAGAGGAUGCUGUUAGAGUUUCCCGCAAGCUCCAAGAGUUGGGUUGGAUUCCUGAACUUAUCCUGUCUAGUGAUGCCGCACGGACUAAGGAGACACUUAAGAUAAUGCAAGAGCAAGUGCAGGAGCUGGUGGACGCUGAGGUUCAUUUUGUUUCUAGUUUCUAUUCAAUUGCAGCUAUGGAUGGGCAAACUGCAGAGCACCUUCAAAAGGUUAUUUGUAAAUACUCAAAGGAUGAGAUACUUACUGUCAUGUGCAUGGGACAUAAUAGGGGUUGGGAAGAAGCAGCAUCAAUGUUUUCUGGGGCCUCCGUGGAAUUAAAGACAUGCAAUGCUGCACUGCUUGAAACUGCUGGAAAAUCUUGGGACGAGGUUUGA